Molecule: messenger RNA, 4438 nt
Organism: Polyodon spathula (Mississippi paddlefish)
Lineage: Eukaryota; Metazoa; Chordata; Actinopteri; Acipenseriformes; Polyodontidae
Product: dnaJ homolog subfamily C member 10-like
Exons: 23
Coding region: 258-2654 (798 amino acids)
Source: RefSeq, a predicted model, not a curated record
CUUUUUUUCAGUCAGUAAUUCCCAGGCUGAAGUGGUAGUGUGACAUCGGCAUUGGAACAGGAAUCAGGAUCUGCAUCCGGUUAGAUAGCAGACUGCAGGAAACCAGUUCAUCUUAAAAGCUUGAAAACAAAGCCUAACAAGUCAUUGUAAAUGAGGAACUUGUAUGCUGCUUGCCAAUAAAAAUAAAUAAAUAAAUAAAUAAAAUUGAACUACCAACAUCCUGAAGACUGCUUGAAUUAAGCUUACAGAACUGCACAAUGGAAAGCACUCUGUUUAAUGCACAUUCCCGUAGCUCCAACCAGAGACAUUUAAACAUGAAAGUUAUAUAUCUAUUUGUUGUGAUUUGUUUAACUGCCAUCGUUUACACUGAUGAAGAUUAUUAUAAACGUCUUGGAGUGUCAAGAGAAGCAAGUACGAGAGAAAUAAGGCAGGCCUUCAAAAAGCUUGCCCUGAAGCUGCAUCCUGAUAAAAACCCAAAUGAUGAAGAGGCACAUGACAGGUUUUUGAAAGUAAACAGAGCUUAUGAAGUUUUAAAAGAUGAAGAUCUCAGAAAGAAAUAUGACAAAUAUGGAGAGAAGGGGCUUGAGGACAACCAUGAAGGAGGAAGAUAUGAAAGCUGGAAUUUCUACCGUUACGAUUUUGGCAUCUAUGACGAUGAUCAUGAGAUCAUUACCUUGGACAGAGGAGACUUUGAUGCAGCUGUUAACUCUGGGGAACUGUGGUUUGUGAAUUUCUACUUCCCUCGAUGUUCGCACUGCCAUGAUCUAGCACCAACGUGGAGAGAAUUUGCUAAAGAAAUGGAUGGAGUGAUCCGGAUCGGGGCUGUAAACUGCGGUGACAACAGAAUGCUCUGUCGAUCGAAUGGAAUAAGCAGCUAUCCCAGCCUGUACAUUUAUAAGGCAGGAAUGAAUCCAGAGAAGUUUUUUGGAGACAGAACAAAGAAAAAUCUUCAAGAUUUUGCUAUGCAGUUUGUGAAAAGCAAAGUAACAGAGCUGUGGGCAGGCAAUUUUGUGGAGGCUGUCGAAAAAGCUUUUAUUUCAAGAAUUGGAUGGCUAAUAACGUUUUGUGCAGAAUCAGGAGACUGCCUGGGAUCAGAAACUCGUCUCAAGUUAGCAGGAAUGCUGGAAGGCCUGGUUAAUGUAGGGUGGAUGGACUGUUCUAUGCAAGCCCAGCUUUGUGACAGUUUUGAUGUCACAUCUAGUACUACAGCUUAUUUCCCGCCUGGAGCUACCCUUAAAGACGGUGUGCUGUUUCUUAAUACCCUUGAUAGAAUGGAGAUUUACACUGAAGUUAUGCAACAUUUACCUGACUUGGAAGAGCUUACACGAGAAACAUUUAAGGAGAAACUGGCCCAUCACCGCUGGCUUCUGCAUUUUACUUUUGGUGAGAAGGAGUCAGGCACACAUGAUUACAAAAAGCUUAACGCUCUUUUAAAAAAAGACAAUAUACAGGUUGGAAGGAUUGACUGCCAGUCAGAAUCAGAUUUGUGUAAUUCUUUAUAUAUCCACCAACCAAGCAUAGCAGUCUUUAAGGGCACCGGCAUAAAUGAUUUUGAGAUCCACCAUGGGAAGAACGUUUUGUAUAAUAUUGUUGCCUUUGCAAAAGAUAGUGCUAGUGCCCAUGUUAAGACACUUGGACCAGAAACCUUCCCAAACAAGGAGAAAGAGCCUUGGCUUGUGGACUUCUUUGCACCAUGGUGUCCUCCUUGCCGUGCUCUGCUCCCAGAGUUAAGGAAAGCUUCGAAACAUCUAUUUGGUAAAUUGAAGUUUGGCACGCUUGAUUGCACUAUCCAUACGGAGCUUUGUAGUAUGUACAACAUUCAGGCCUACCCAACAACAGUUAUAUUCAACCAGUCGAGCAUUCACGAGUAUGAAGGCCACCACUCCGCUGAUGGGAUUUUGGAGUUCAUUGAGGAUCUUGUGAAUCCCUCAGUAGUAACGUUUAACCCCGAUACAUUUGAUGAACUAGUAAAAAACAGAAAACUUGGUCAGAGCUGGUUGGUGGAUUUCUAUGCGCCGUGGUGUGGACCAUGUCAGGCACUGUUGCCAGAAUGGAAGAGAAUGGCCAGGCUUUUGAGUGGAAUUGUCAACGUUGGAAGUGUUGACUGUCAGAAGUAUCAUUCCCUCUGUCAAGGAGAAAGUGUUCGUGCCUAUCCUGAAAUACGCUUCUACCUACCAAAAUCAAAAAAUGGGGAUGAAUAUCAUAGCUACAAUGGGUGGCACAGAGAUGCAAAUUCAUUAAAAGCUUGGGCAUUGGGAACCCUUCCUCGUGCUUCAGUUGAUUUAACACCUGCAGAUUUUAAUAAGAAAGUACUGAAUGGAGGAGACCACUGGGUUAUUGAUUUCUAUGCACCUUGGUGUGGGCCGUGCCAGCAUUUUGCCCCAGAGUUUGAACUUCUAGCCAGGUCUGUUAAAGGACGUGUAAAAGCUGGUAAAGUGGAUUGUCAAGCUUACCCACAAACAUGCCAGGCAGCUGGAAUAAAGGCUUAUCCUACUGUCAAAAUGUACCCCCACCUUGGGGAAAAGAAGACAAGUGCAGAGGGAGAAUACAUAAACAGUCGAGAAGCUACAGUGAUAGCUAACCUUCUGAAUAUGCGGUUAAAACAGAUAUCCGCUCCAUUACAGGACCAAUCCAAACUCAAGGAUGAGCUCUAACAGAUUGGGACAACCCCCCCAGAAUUCCUUCAAACGUUUGAGAGGUGCACCACCCAAAAUGUAAAAACGAAAAGAUUUCAGGACAAAGCAGAUCUUGGAUUAAAAAAAUAAAAUAAAAAGUUGUCUUGACAUGAUGUGGGAUAGUUUUUACUUUCUACUUUAGAAAGGUGUUUUUCAUUUAUUAAUGUUAUGUUACUGGCUGACCAAAGGUUAGUUUAUUGAAAUGAAUUUUGUAAACAUCAGGAAAACAAUAAUCUGAUUGAAGCAUGUAAUUAAUUUUUAAACUGCACCAAAGGAUUGAAAUAGUGAGAUUAUUAAAUGUUUUUGACCGUUGAUAGAGUAAUUCUACUAAUAUACACACCUACAAUGGCCUCUUUAGGUAAUUUGAGCAACUGUAUUUCAAAAUAAGCAAAACCUGAUGGCAGCAAAGCAUUGAACAUUGUUCGGCAAUCAAAAAAUGAUCUUGUUUCAUUUAUUAGGCUGAGAAAUUAAAGUAAUGCAGACAAAUCAUCAUUUAGGCCUUUAAAAUAAGCUUAAUACUAUUCUAUAAAACUCCUACAGUCUUUUUUCAUGUAGGAUUUUUUUUUUUUGGUAAAGAGUUUUUUGGGAUUGUAAUUAUGUUUUAGAAUUAUUUAGAUUUAUGAAAUAUACGGCAAACAUUAUAGGUAAAUUACAAAAUGUAAGCACACUAAGUGCAGAGUAAUAAUUGGAAGAGGGCAUCUAACCACUUAUUUUCUAAAGCAAAAUAAUUGUGGAGUUUACGGACACAAUCGCUGUAAUGAUGUCUCCUGAUCUCCUCUUCUUGUUAACCUAUGGAAAUUGGCUGCCACAAACUGAAAACAAAAGAUGACUGCACUGUAAACAGUAUUCGCUGCUGUCUGUUUGUUUGUUUUUACUUUAAAGAGAUACAUUAAUGCUUCUCUAUACCUUUUACAGAAACUGGUUUUAAAGUACACUCCGAUUAUAUUUUUAUGUUUGUUAUAUUGCCUUUUCAUUGUGUAAUAUCAAUUAUUCAUUCUGCCAAGUUUUAUAGCUGUAAUAAAUCCUCAAGAUUUUUUUUUAAUAAAACAAAAACAAAAAAACUGAUUUUCUUUUGUAAAGUGUGUUGAUGAAACCAAUUUAAUCUAAAUAUAUAGGCAAUUUGCAUUCAUGAAAAUGAUAGAAAACAUACUAAAUAAUAAUAAUUAUGCAUUUGAACUUGUGUGCGUUUAAGCUAGUAAGACUAGCACAAAUGCUUAACUUCUAUCUGUAGACAAAGACGGCAAUGUUUUUUUUUUUUACAGUUUCCGCAACUGACCACUAGAUGGCAGCAAAGUAAAGCAAUACAUGCCUAAACCAAUGCUGUUCUGAAAUGUAGUUUUAAACAGGCAGACUUCUGAGAAAUAGUAAAUUAAUGAAAAGAUUAUAUGUACUGCCUAAUCAUAAGUCAAGUAAAUUAGGGCACCCUUUUUACUUUUAUUUGAAAUCAACUAUUAGAGAAUACAUCUAAUAUGUGUGUAUAUGUUAAAUCAUGUCUCGGUGCUCUUGAGCUCAGAAAGAUUUUCACACAUUGUUUAUUGUUGGUUUUUUUUUUUUAACCUGGUUUUUAAACCCACUGAUAUUUUACCCAUAAAUGUCAUAGUUUUUUUGUUGAUUUUAACUUCAAAGAAUAUUUAGGUGCCUUUACACUUUUUAGCAAUUCCACCUGAGUGAAGCUCUGUAGCGCACAAACUUGCUGAAUUAAAGGUAUGAUAGUAAAGAACAGGUGACAUAAUUUCACAGGUGUUUAAAGACUGUCAUGUUUC